Molecule: messenger RNA, 2049 nt
Organism: Elaeis guineensis (African oil palm)
Lineage: Eukaryota; Viridiplantae; Streptophyta; Magnoliopsida; Arecales; Arecaceae
Source: RefSeq, a predicted model, not a curated record
GAGGCUAAUUAAUCCUCUUAAUUAAUUCCAGUGGGAGGGAGAAAGAGCGCCGGAGGGAGCGCGCUAUAAACUAACGCUCUCCCGUGCGUUCCCUUCUCCACGCUCGCGCGCAGUCCCGGAGGUGCGAGAGAGAGAGCGAACGAGAGAGAGAGAGAGAGGGAGAGAGACCUCGCGGCGGCGGCAGCGGCGGCGGCGAUGGCGCCUCCCCCGGCGAAGCUGGACGAGUUCGUACCCCACCCCGUUAAAGAGCAAUUUCCCGGCAUCGACUUCUGCAUCACUAGCCCUCCCCCAUGGCCGGAGGCCAUUGUUCUGGGAUUCCAGCACUAUCUGGUGAUGCUCGGCACCACCGUCCUUAUCCCUACGAUCCUCGUACCCCAAAUGGGCGGCGGCGACGAGGAGAAGGCAAGGGUGAUUCAGACGCUGCUUUUCGUUGCCGGGAUCAACACUUUGCUGCAGGGUUUCUUUGGGACCCGGCUUCCGGCUGUGAUUGGGGGUUCCUUCACUUAUCUCCUCCCCACCAUCUCUAUUAUUCUCAGCAGGCGCUUCAUUUUCAUCAUUGAUCCAUAUGAGAGGUUUGUGCAUACGAUGCGGGCGAUACAGGGGGCUCUGAUUGCUGCUUCCAGUUUUCAGAUAAUUGUUGGGUUCUUUGGCAUUUGGAGAAUCGUUAUAAGGUUUCUUAGCCCCCUUGCAGCAGUUCCCAUGGUGACUCUUGCCGCCCUUGGACUUUUCUACAUUGGUUUUCCCAAUUUGGCAAGAUGUGUUGAAGUUGGGCUCCCUGCACUUGUUCUGUUAAUAUUCUUCUCGCAGUAUGUUCCGCAUGCAAUUAGCAGAGGGAGAGUAUUCUUUGAUCGGUUUGCGGUGCUAAUUACCAUUGUAAUAGUCUGGGUUUAUGCGCAUAUUUUGACUGUGGCUGGUGCUUAUAAACAUAGGCCUCCAGCGACACAGUUUAGUUGCCGUACAGAUCGCUCUGGCCUAAUACGUGCCUCCGAAUGGAUAAAAGUUCCCUAUCCAUUUCAAUGGGGAGGUCCCACUUUUGAUGGAGGGGAUGUUUUUGCUAUGAUGGCUGCUUCCUUUGCUUCAUUAAUUGAGUCAACUGGUACUCUCAUUGCGGUGUCAAGAUUUGCAAGUGCUACACCUGUACCACCUGCCAUUUUUAGUCGGGGCAUUGGCUGGCAGGGAAUAGGUAUAUUGUUGGAUGGAAUGUUUGGUACUGCAAAUGGCUCAGCAGCAUCAGUUGAAAAUGCAGGUCUCUUGGGAUUGACACGAGUUGGAAGCCGGAGAGUUAUUCAUAUAGCAGCUUGUUUUAUGCUUUUCUUCUCCAUUUUAGGAAAGUUUGGAGCACUUCUUGCAUCAAUACCGUUGCCCAUUGUUGCUGCUUUGUACUGCAUACUCUUUGCCUAUGCUGCUUCUGCUGGGCUUGGCUUCCUUCAGUUCUGCAAUCUUAACAGCUUGCGGACGAAGUUUAUACUAGGCUUUUCUUUGUUUAUGGGCUUGUCGGUGCCAGAAUACUUCAAGGAAUAUGAAAUACUGGCUGGUUAUGGCCCAGCCCGCACUCGUUCAAGAGCAUUUAACGACAUUGUCAACGUGAUAUUUUCAUCACCUGCAACUGUGGCAGCUAUAGUUGCUUACUUCUUGGAUUGCACUCUCCUGCUUGGGGUAGCAUCCACAAGAAGGGAUAGAGGUUGGCAUUGGUGGGAAAAGUUCAGAUCUUAUAGAACAGAUCCAAGAAGCGAAGAAUUUUAUUCCCUCCCUUACAAUCUGAACAAGUUUUUCCCUUCGCUUUAAUUUGAGGAAAUCAAUAGUUUAUGACUUUGUCAAUUAUACAGAUAGAGGGCGAAAAGAAAAUCCAGAAUUUUUGGAAAAAUUUGAUGUGUAUUUUUUAUGCAAGAACAAAUUGGCCUUAUGAUGGGCAAAACAUGUUGAGGAUCAUAUUUUAUAGUCCACUACCUGGACAAAUUGCCAUAUGCACUAGUGAUCCUUGUAAUUAGGAGGCAUAGAUUUGUUCAUUGUCUGAAAUAUUGUAUGUUUUUAAGGCAACUGCGUUCAAAA